This is a messenger RNA of Trichobilharzia regenti, 321 nucleotides long. Lineage: Eukaryota; Metazoa; Platyhelminthes; Trematoda; Strigeidida; Schistosomatidae. The record is from the annotation of a GenBank genome assembly.
AUAAAAACCAGGCAAAGACGGGACAGCCAGUUAUCAUCAGGAAUUCAUAGCCUAGCAGAUAAGGCAUUAUCUUUACGCAAUAGUUGGCGUAGUCUGCUUACUCGUCGUAGUCCACCAGUGUGUAACAAUUCUGAAGCAGUUGACAGUCAGAACUUAUUAGACACCUCUGCUGAUGGAAACGAAUCCGAAGAUGAAUUAAUAAGAAAUCCAGUAAUGAAUAGAUCAGUAACAUCAUUACGUGUUCAACAUCAUUCUGAAAAAAAUAAUCCGUCAUUUGAAAUGAGAAGAACAUGCAGUUUUAGUAAUCGAAGACGUCCAUAA